GCAGCUAGCCGAAUGCCGCACAGCACAAGCACGGCAGCAACACCUAUGAAGCCCUUCUCCCGGAGCCUCCAGAGGGACCUGGACGCCGCAGUCGACGACGAUGACGGCAAGCAGCACUUCGCCGACGACGGCGAUGGCAAGCAGAACACCGAGAGAGGCCUCCGGCGGCCGUCCCGGCUCUUCUACCUCGCGCUCCUCUACACCGUCUUCUGGGCCCUGGUAUUCUACCACCACUUCUCCACCAGCUCGCAACAAUCCGGCAAAGCGGCGGUGGCAGCACCCACCGUGCUCCAGCUCAAGCCGUCGGCGUUCUUCUCGCAGUCUCGCUUCUUCCGCCUGGACCCGUGCGGCGGCCGGUACGUGUACAUGUACGACCUGCCGCCGCGGUUCAACGCCGACCUCGUCCGCCAGUGCGGCCGGGUCCCAAUCUCCUCCCACGUGUGCAAGGACGUGUCCCACGACGGGUUCGGCCCGCCCAUCCCGGGCGGCGGCGAGGGCGGGUCGCUGCCGGAGCGGGGCGCCUACGACACCGACCAGUUCAUGCUGAGCAUCAUCUUCCACGCCCGGAUGCGGCGGUACGAGUGCCUCACGGCCGACCCCGCCGCCGCCGACGUGGUGUACAUCCCGUUCUACGCCGGCCUGGACGCGGCGAUGCACCUGAGCAACCAAGACCUCGCGGUGCGGGACGCCCUGUCUCGGGACCUGAUGGACUGGCUGGCGCGGCGGCCAGAGUGGCGCGCCAUGGGCGGGCGCGACCACUUGCUCGUCUCCGGGCGGGGUACAUGGGACUUCCUCCGCAGCCCGGACUCAACCGGCUGGGGUAACACGCUCAUGACCUACGACCUGGCCAUCCGCAACGCCACGUUCCUCAGCACUGAGGCUAGCCCGCGGCACGGCAACGACUUCGCUCUGCCGUUCCCGUCGCACUUCCAUCCCACUUCCGACGCCCAAGUCACCGGCUGGCAGGACCGCAUGCGCCGGCGGGACCGCGCGUGGCUCUGGUGCUUCGCCGGCUGGCCCCGUGCCCAGGGCAUCGGUAUGGGGCCUGAGCGCGCCGAGAUCAUGGAGCAGUGCGGCAACUCCAGCCGCUGCUCUAUGCUUGGCAAGUUGAACCACUACGUGCCCAUGCGGCUGCUCGGGAGCGCCGAGUUCUGCAUGCAGCCGCGCGGCGACGGCUACACGCGCAAGUCCACCUUCGACGCCAUCCUCGCCGGCUGCAUCCCGGUCUUCUUCCACCCGGUGUCCGCCUACCUCCAGUACACCUGGCACCUGCCCAGGGACUACCGGAGCUACUCCGUUUUCAUCCCUCACGGCGACGUCGUCGCCCGGAACGUCAGCAUCGAGGAGGUACUGCGUAAGAUACCGUCAGGGAGGGUGGCGCAGAUGCGGGAGCGGGUCAUCCAGCUUAUACCUACCGUGAUGUACCGGCACCCGGCGGCCAAGGAGGUUACGUUCAAAGACGCGUUCGACGUCGCUCUUGAGCGUGUCCUCCACCGGGUGGCCAAGCGCCGGCGUGCCGCGGCCGACGGACGGGAGUACGUGGACAGCGUCGACGGACGUGAUAGCUGGAAGUACGACCUGAUGCUAGAAGAUGGGCAGAACAAGAUAGGUCCGCACGAGUUUGAUCAAUAUGUUCACAUGAACGCAACCAAAGAUUAACUUGCCUAGUUAAUUGGGGAAGUAAAAAUUAUCCGCUGCCCAACACUCGCAUGCGGCGCGAUCAAACCGUCGUAUGAUGUUCUUCCUCAUCACCUGCUCCCUUGCAGCAGCGAGAGAGGAUUUUCUACCAUGCAUUCAUCAUUUUUUUUAUUAAGAGCAUCUUCAACGGACGCGCAAAAACUGCUCCGCACGCUAAAAACCGUUCUUUUUGGCGCGGAGACGCUCCAGCAAAUGCUGUAAAACAAUGCAUGUUUUCAAAACUUGCCAUGCGAAUGAACUGAAAGGAUGCAAUUUUCGGGACAUAAAAAUUGCCAUGGCACCACCAUACAUAUGUCAAAGCUUUGGAAUUUAGUUGUCUAAAAAACAUGUCAAUUUUUUUAAAAUGUAAAUUUACCAUGGUCCAUAAAGUGAAAUUGCCAUGUGCCAUAAAAGUGAAUUUUCCUUGGUCUAAAAAACCAUUAUGGAGGAAAUCAUUAACUGGUAGGUGCUCGGUUGGCUCGCGAGUAGGGAAUUAAUAGGCUAAUCGACAAGUUAA
Triticum aestivum (bread wheat) is the source of this 2194-nucleotide messenger RNA. Its product is annotated as xyloglucan galactosyltransferase KATAMARI1 homolog. Bases 13 to 1659 code for a protein of 548 amino acids. The transcript has a single exon. Gene Ontology annotation, molecular function: glycosyltransferase activity. Lineage: Eukaryota; Viridiplantae; Streptophyta; Magnoliopsida; Poales; Poaceae. The record is from RefSeq and is a predicted model, not a curated record.